GCAUUCUCUCGUUAUCGCUUCGUUUCUCUAAAUGGGUCUGCGUAAUUUCGACUCCUUAUGAGCUUCCUCUGCUUCAGUCACUGAAGCUGCCUCUGUUUCGCUUUCUUCGAUGAAGUCUUGCUCCAAAUCACGUUGUCUUCUUCUGUGGGCUUUAUUGUUUUAUUUCACACCCACCGAGGAAUGCAGGGAUUAGUGUUUUCGGGUUUCAUUCAAGUUUCCCGCUCUGUAAUGGAAUGAAAAUUUUCUCAAGGUCUCAUUUUCUUUCGUCUUCCAGGAAGUAAAGAUGAAUACGAGGGUCCGGACGACUUUGCAGACCAUGAAAGCUCCAAUGCAGAAUGAAAAAAAGGAUAAGAUGGAGCAGCAGGGGAGCAAAUUGGUCUAUUCCGAAAAACCAAGUGCAAAUCGAAGUCACUCGAGCAAAGAGAGGAAAAUGGCCUUACUUCAAGAUGUUGAUAAACUAAAAAAGAAGCUUAGAUAUGAAGAGAAUGUGCACAGAGCAUUGGAGAGGGCUUUCACAAGACCUUUGGGUGCUCUGCCUCGUCUUCCUUCGUAUCUCCCUCCAUACACACUGGAGCUUCUUGCAGAAGUGGCUGUUUUGGAAGAGGAAGUAGUUCGGCUUGAAGAACAGGUUGUGAAUUUCACAAAUGGCCUUUAUCAGGAAGCUGUCUACAUCUCAUCUUCCAAAAAGAGCAUGGAGAGUAUGACUGAUUUGUAUGAACACCACCAAUGUAGAAAUGCCAAACAGGAGCAACCCAAAUCUUCAUCUCAAGCUGAAGGCAAUUUGACAACGUCCGUGGCCAGGGUUCCACCUUCUGUGCCAGGAAAUUCUUCAGAUUUGUCGAAAUUGGUUUCCGACACUGUUUAUGAUCGAAAUGGGCAUUGUUCCAAUCCCCCCACAAAUGUGAAACAACCAGUGAAGAAACCACAUGGCUCUUUGGCUUCUCCAGAAGACAAACCGGGCAAGGAAAAUCAGUCCUGCCCUAAUUCUUCUAAGAACAAUAAACAAUCCCCAAAGCCGAAAUCCCCAAAAACCAGACCGCCAGUGAAGCGAGCUCUGAAUGAGCCUAGAUCAGAAGAAAAGAACUUGGAUCAUUUGAAGUUACAGCUAGAAUGCAAUGUUGGAGUCCAAGAAAGGGCAGAGGAGAGCACUCUCACUAUUCCUGAAGAAAUGGUAUCAGUUGAGAGUAGUGGGCCAAAUAAAAUCUCUGAGGAUAUUCUUAACUGCCUAUUGAGCAUUUACUUAAGGAUGCGCACAACAAAGAUAAGGUUAAAGGAAUCAGAGAUGUUGCCACCUUUACUGGCUCCGGCAUGUCAUGAAAGGUGUGAAUUAACAGAGACCCAAGACCCCUAUGGUGUCUGUUUAGAAUUCGGAAAGAGAGACAUUGGUCCAUAUAAGCAUCUGUCUGUCAUUGAGGCCAGCUCAAUUGAUAUAAACCGAAAAACAAACUCUUUUUUCCUGAUACACAGAUUGAAGCUUCUCAUUGGGAAGCUUGCUUCAGUGGACUUACAGGGUCUUAAUCAUCAGCAAAAGCUUGCAUUCUGGAUCAACAUCUAUAAUUCCUGCAUGAUGAAUGCAUUCCUAGAGCAUGGGAUACCUGAGAGCCCCCAGAUGGUCGUUGCACUGAUGCAGAAGGUGAAGAUAAAUGUUGGUGGGCAUUUGCUGAAUGUAAUGACAAUUGAGCAUUUCAUCUUGAGAUUGCCUUAUCACUCAAACUAUUCCCACUCUAAAGGUUCAAAAAAUGAACAGAUGGCAGCAAGGAACAUCUUUGGACUAGAAUGGUCUGAACCUUUGGUUACAUUUGCCCUCUCCUGCGGUAGCUGGUCCUCCCCUGCUGUAAGAGUUUACUCCGCAUCUCAAGUUGAAAAUGAGCUAGAAGCAGCGAAGAGAGACUAUUUGCAAGCAGCAAUUGGUAUCUCAACAGAAAACAAAUUGGUGAUCCCCAAGUUGUUGGACUGGUAUCUACUAGACUUUGCAAAAGACUCGGAGUCAUUUCUGGACUGGAUCUGCCUGCAGCUACCUGAUGAACUCAGGAAGGAUGCAGUUAAGUGUAUUGAGAGAGGGAAAGUAGAACCUCUUUCGCAGUUGGUACAAGUAAAACCUUAUGAAUUCAAUUUCAGGUACCUUAUAAAGCGAUAGAAGCUGUCUUUUUUGGCUUUGGUAUGCUUGCACAUGGGGGUCACGGGAUGAAGGGUAUGUACACAGGCAAUAAUUAAAA
Telopea speciosissima is the source of this 2216-nucleotide messenger RNA. RefSeq lists its product as uncharacterized. The record is from RefSeq and is a predicted model, not a curated record. Lineage: Eukaryota; Viridiplantae; Streptophyta; Magnoliopsida; Proteales; Proteaceae. The coding region runs from base 284 to 2137 and encodes 617 amino acids. The transcript is spliced from 11 exons.